UACAGGGCGUAAGGAUGACCAGCUCCAGAGCCCCGGGCCUCGCCUGGGAGAUCACUUGGCUUGCAUUUGCCAUCUGUACUCAUCUGCAGACAAGAGCGGAACAAUCCCAAGGUGCGUACUUCCUGCCUGAGUUUGCACUUUCUCCACAAGGGAGUUUUCUUGAAGAUACAACAGGGGAACAAUUCCUCACUUACCGCUUUGAUGAUCAGACCUCCAGAAUUACACGCUCUGAUGAAGAUAAAGAAGGUGGCUGGGAUGCCUGGGGAGCCUGGAGUGAUUGCUCUCGGACUUGUGGAGGGGGAGCCUCAUAUUCUCUAAGGAGAUGUUUAAAUGGCAGGAACUGUGAAGGUCGCAAUAUUCGAUACAAAACCUGCAGUAACAAUGAAUGCCCUUCAGAUGUUGGUGACUUUAGAGCACAGCAAUGUUCAGCCUACAAUGAUGUCAAGUACCAAGGACAUUUGUAUGAGUGGCUUCCUGUAUAUAAUGAUCCCAGUGCACCUUGUGCUCUUAAGUGUCAAGCGUUGGGGAAAAACUUGAUUGUAGAGCUUGCCCCCAAAGUACUAGAUGGCACUCGCUGUAAUAUCGAAUCUCUGGAUAUGUGCAUCAGCGGCAUAUGUCAGGCAGUAGGCUGUGAUCGACAACUUGGGAGUAAUGCCAAGGAAGACAACUGUGGAAUCUGUGCAGGAGAUGGUUCAACUUGCAGGCUUGUGAGGGGACAAGCUAAGGCACAUGUUUCACCAGAAAAAAGGGAAGAAACUGUGAUUGCUGUACCGCAUGGGAGCCGCAGUGUGAGAAUUACAGUGAAAGGACCAGCACACCUUGUUAUUGAGUCAAAGACCCUGCAGGGAGACAAGGGAGAACACAGCUUUAAUGCCCCUGGAACAUUUAUCAUAGAAAACACAACUGUUGAAUUUCAGAAGCCUACAGAUAGAGAAAUCCUAAAGAUCCAAGGUCCUUUGGGAGCAGAUUUCAUUAUCAAGACCAGGUAUACUUCCCCCAAAGACAGUGUGGUUCAAUUCUUUUUCUAUCAACCCAUAAGUCAUCAGUGGAGACAGACAGAGUUCUUCCCCUGCACUGUGACAUGCGGAGGAGGUUAUCAGCUUAACUCAGCUGAAUGUGUGGACAUUCGUUUGAAGCGUGUUGUUCCCGAUCACUACUGUCACUACUAUCCAGAAAAUAAGAAACCAAAGCCUAAACUAAAGGAAUGCAACAUGGAUCCCUGUCCUUCUAGUGAUGGAUUCAAAGAAAUCAUGCCGUACGAUCACUUCCAGCCACUUCCUCGGUGGGAACAUAAUCCUUGGACUGCAUGUUCUGUUUCCUGUGGAGGUGGAAUUCAGAGGAGAAGCUUUGUUUGUGUGGAAGAGACCAUACAUGGAGAGAUAUUACAGGUUGAGGAAUGGAAAUGCAUGUAUGCCCCCAAACCUAAGGUCAUUCAAACAUGCAACCUAUUUGAUUGCCCCAAGUGGGUAGCUAUGGAAUGGUCUCAGUGCACAGUGACAUGUGGCCAAGGGUUACGUUACCGAGUAGUACUGUGUAUUGACCAUCGUGGACAGCACGUCGGCGGCUGUAAUCCACAACUUAAACUGCACAUAAAAGAAGAGUGUAUUGUGCCAAUACCAUGUUACAAGCCAAGAGAAAAAAAUCCUGUAGAGGCUAAACUACCAUGGUUAAAACAAGCACAAGAAAUGGAGGAGACCAGAACCAUAUCAGAAGAGCCAACGUUUAUUCCUGAGCCCUGGUCUCCAUGCAGCACAACAUGUGGCGAUGGCAUACAGGUGCGGGAGGUGAAAUGCCGCAUUCUUCUCACUUUUACUCAGACAGAAGUGGAGCUGCCUGAGGAGGAAUGUGAAGACCAUAAGCCACUGACAGAACAAAUAUGUCACCAGGCACCAUGUGAUAGUGAUCCUAUCCCGUACACCCCAGAGUUUUCACAUGGAGAAGAUGGCAAUUUGGUUUAUGAUUGGGAAUAUAUUGGGUUUACUCCUUGCUCAGCCACGUGUAUUGGAGGGACACAAGAAGCCAUUGCAAUGUGUUUGCAUGUGCAGACAAAGCAAGCUGUCAAUGACACCCUUUGUGAUAUCUCCAAGCGACCACCACCCAUGAGUCGUGCAUGCAACCUGAAACUUUGCCCUCCAAGGUGGCAAACUGGUCCCUGGAGACAGUGUUCUGCUACUUGUGGAGUUGGGAUCCAGACAAGAGAUGUGUACUGCCAGCAGCCAGGGGGAGCCACUGUUGCUAAUAAGGACUGUAAAGACAAAAAGCCUCACACUUUACAAGCUUGUAACCAGGUUGACUGUCCCCCUUCUUGGCAUGUGGAAGAAUGGCAACAGUGUUCCCGUACCUGUGGAGGGGGGAUUCAGAAUCGCAAAAUAUACUGCAAACAGUUGUUGACAGACGGAAGCUUCCUGAAACUGUCUGAUGAGGUCUGCCAGGAAUCUACAUUGUCAUCUAGUAAACCAUGUGCAAAAAUUGAUUGUCCUCCUCAAAUAGUUAUAGGAGAGUGGUCCAAGUGCUCUGUGAGCUGUGGUGUUGGCAUCCAAAGAAGAAAGCUUGUCUGCCAGAAGCUAACAGCAAAGGGCCAACGUGUGAAAUUAAAUGGAUCCUUAUGUAGUGGUCCUCCUACCUCCCCGCUUGUAAGGCCUUGUCACAUGAAUGUCUGUAACAAGAUUAAACAAGAAAUGAAGCCCAAACUUCCAGAAAAGUAUUCUGCUCACAGACCUCAGAUUGUCAGCAUCCAUCGAGUCUACAUACAAACAAGACGAGAAAAGCGCAUUAAUUUUACCAUCGGAAGUCGAGCCUAUCUGCUUCCAAAAACGUCUAUUGUAAUUAAGUGCCCAGUACGAAGGUUUCAGAAGUCCCUUAUCCAGUGGGAGAAAGAUGGACAGCAUUUACAGUACUCUAAAAGACUUGGCAUCACUAAAUCAGGUUCGCUGAAAAUACAUAACCUUGAGGCUACAGAUAUUGGAGUGUAUAGGUGCAUUGCAGGCUCCAUGUAUGAAACGUUUGUUCUCAAACUUAUUGGCACUGACAACAGAUUAAUAGAAUCUCCAAAUCUUAGAAAACGUGCCAGUGAGAACAGUAACACAGAUCACAAUGAGUCCAACAGCUUUGGAGCCAAAUGGCAUAAAAUGAGUAAAAUGUGGCAAAUGUGGAGUAGAAAGCAUGAGCUGUAUUUGGAUGAUGGGCAAGUUAAUGACCAGCCAUUCCUGAGAAAUCUUGAAACCGCUGGGAGGAAUUCAGCUGAAAAACACAGCUCUCAUGGGUUCAGAAACAGACGUCUGGAGGCAGCAAUUCUUCAAGGUGCUUACAGCAUGGAUACUGUACAGUUUGAAGAACUGAUAAGGAAUAUGAGUCAGCUCAUUGAAGCUGGGGAAGUCGAUGAUGAUUUGGCAUCCCAGGUCAUAUAUCAGUUAGUUGCUGAAUUAUCUAGACUACCACAACCUACUACUGAAAAGUGGAAAGAUUCACAGGAAGAAUUGUUAGCCUCAAAGCUUACUGCCAAAUCACCAAAUGUAUCUGAACAUUUCAACACAAAAACCAUGAUUAAGUUGACAUAUGAUAAAAAGAUACCAAUUAUUAUAAGACAAAAGCAAAUUCCUAGAAUCUCAUUUAAUCGAACAAUAACUGUACGUAUUGGAAAUACAGUUUUUCUGACCAAGAAUACACAUGCUGUCAUUUUACUGUGUGAAGCCACUGGCAUUCGUGAGCCUAAAUAUACUUGGACAAAAGAUGGUGAAGCAUUAAAAUCGUCUGAGAAAGUGGUUUUGGAUGGUGUUGGAAAAGUACAUAUUCUAAAUCCUAGCCAAAAGGAGGCUGGUGUGUAUGGAUGCAUGGUUGUUAAUGACCUCGGUUUUGAUAUGGAAACGUCUUUACUCCUGUAUGCAGAGGUUCCCAUCAUUUUGUCCCAUGGAAUGAAUGUCACAAAUCUGGAAGACAGUAAUUUCUCUGUAACUGUUGGAGGUACAAUAGUGACAAGAACUGGAGCAAACAUUACAAUUGACUGUCCAGUGAAAGGUGUUCCCCGACCAAACAUAAGUUGGAUUAAGAUGACAGGGAACAGUUCUUUCUUGCUUUUGAAUGGGUCCUUAUUUCUGAGGAAUGUGUCAUAUGAAGAUGCAGGCACAUACAUUUGCACAGCAACUAAUGUGCUUGGAAAAGCAGUAGGAACAUCUGUUCUUCACUUAACUGAACAAGGAUUUCCAAAGAUUAACACUGUGUCAGCCAAAGGGAGCAGAAGGAAGCGUGUCAUAAUGGCAUCUGGAAUUGGUACCAACAUAAGUGUGAUACAUGGUGACCUGUUAAGGAUUGGUUGUCCAGUGCAUCCUAAUCACAGAAAUAUGAUUCGGUGGGUCUUCAGAGAUCAUCCAAUUGAGGAAGCAAAGGAUUUGGAAUAUAGAACUCUGGUUGGGGGACGUAUCCUAGAGGUGAACACUGUCUCUGGUCAAUUUGCUGGACAAUACAGAUGUUGGACUUCAUCUAGUGUAAAACCAUUGUCUGUUUGGGUAAAUGUCAAGAAGGAAGGCUAUAAAUGGGAAUAUGCCGAGUGGAGCCCUUGCUCGGCUAGCUGUGGGAAUUCAGGGGCCCACUUCAGAAAGCUGCAGUGUGUGAAUUCAGAUGAACAAAAAGUGAAUGAAUCAUUGUGUGAUGAUCGUCAGAAGCCAGUGGUUAGUUAUCAGUCCUGCAACAUGUAUGACUGCCCUGCAAGGUGGGUGACUAGCUCAUGGUCUGAGUGCUCUGCUUCAUGUGGCAAUGGAUUUUAUCAACGGCAAGUAACUUGUCGUCAAGCAAAAGCUAAUGGCACUAUACUGAUGCUGCCACCAGAUGCUUGUGUACAGAAAGAUCGUCCUCUGGGAAGGAAACCAUGUAUAGUGCAUUCAUGUACGGAAUGGAUAAUUCAGUCACAGGGACAGUGUUCUGGUCACUGCGUAGACCGUGCAGUAGGGCUACAGCACCAUCAUUUCGUAUGUCAGCAUCGCAAUGGAUCUUUGGUUCCAGACUCCUAUUGUAAUGAAAGGAGGAGAUCAGCUGUCAGAAGAAACUGCUCCUCAGAGACAUGUGAUGUGUACUGGUGGGCAGGUCCUUGGAGACCCUGCAGUGUAGACUGCGGCAGUGGAUUCCAGUCACGACAAGUAGCCUGUAUACACAGACAGAAUAAUAAACCUGUGCCUGAUCAAUACUGUGGGUGGAGAAAGAAGCCAGUGACCUGGCGACAUUGCAGUGUCACUUCUUGUGGCAAAGGCGAAUGCAAGGAUACAACUCACUACUGUACAUUUGUAAAGCAUCUAAAGUUAUGCUUGAUAGACAUCUACAAACAAAGAUGUUGUCAGUCAUGUCAAGAAGUGUAAAUCUUCUAUGGAAAGUUCACGAUGCUGCAGUGAAGAGAUGAAACGAGAGGUUCAUUAUAUCUAGACCAUAAGAAAUGUAUACUUGUAUAUAAUAGUAGUAGGCAUAAGAGUUAAAUGGAUACAUGAGGUUGAUGAGAAACAGCGUUGUAGAACGGUACACCAGACAGGAUAUUUUUCUGCAAUUGAGUUUUUAGUGUAUUAAAAAAAUUAAUAUCUGUGUUAAGAAGAAAAUAUGUUGGCACAUGAUCUAUAGAACUUUACAGGCUAUCCAAGUAUAAUUUAAUCAGGAAAAAAAUAUUAUCUCAAAAGCUCCAGGUAAUGCUUACUUCACUGGAGUUAUUAGAAAGCCAAGUCACAAAAUCCUUUAAAGAAUUUUGGAGUGCAGCAUCUGUUGAUCCAUUUUUGUUUCUCUUAUUUUAUCAAAUAUAACGUGAUACUUAAAUUUAUAGGAGCUGUGGCUUGUAGCUAUAAAGAAUUUGGCAGUGACUGCAUUUUCAUAACUGCUUGAGCUAAGGGGUCAGUCUCACAGGAUAAACUUUAUUGAGAUUAGCUGUCAGAUGAAUCCACAGCAAUACAUUUCAUUUCUCAUUCCUGUAUUUACGUGCAUGCAGUAAAAAGCACUGUAGAUGCUGUUACAGUUUUCAAUCAGCUGUGCAUCUGUGUUUGAAUAAAUGAGGUGCCAUUUUUCUUUUAUUCCUAUUCUUCUACUCCAGUCACUGAAAUAUGAUCAAAGUAGUGGCAAGAUUAGUCUUCUCUUCUGAUUUUAAAUUAGAAACAAGGCUUCCUUGUCAGAGCUGUGAAUGAAACAUUCGUAAGACUGAUCUUUUGCAAGCCGUCAAAUGGGGAACUAAAACCAAAAACUGGUCAAAGGUGCUUGUCAAGCUCUAUCGGCUGAAUAAAUAUUUCAUAUUUUUCCAGCCAUGGAAAAAAGUAGGAGGAAAGGGUUGUUAAUUAUGAAAAUAGACAUGUGUAAGAAAUCCAUUUUAAGUGGUUUUCAGUCAAGUUGACUUUCCUCUUGACCCUUAAACAUUCUAGUAUUAUAUGAGCAAGGAAUUUAUGAUCAUGACAUCCUUACGUAAUUUUUUUUUCUGUAUAGCAAAUUGUGGACGCAAGGGAGCUAAAUAUUAGUUGGUUUUAACCCUGGAGAAGUCUGUACAGGGCUACUGAUGGUGAUUCUGUUUUCUUUUGUAGCUUCCACACUAUUGCACAAGCUGGAGGCCUGAAUACAUAUCUGAAUUUGACCCUGUGUUAAUAGGUUAAUAGGUGACUUGUAAUCAGUAGGCAUGCUGUAAGAAUGGUGUUACCAACAGUAUCCCUACACCAUGGGUUUGCAUCACUGAAAAUUAGAUUAGCACUACUGUAUAGGAAGUGUUUCGUGUGGACAGUUGUGUCCUAGGCUGACUGCAAAGAGAGGAUAUUCCUGAUCAUUACCUUUUUAAAUCAAUAAUGGGUCUUGAUUGUUUAAACAGUUUUUAAAUUAAAAGAGCAAAACACUUGUAAAAUACUUUUGUAUAUAUUUAUUGUCUGAUUUUAAAAGUGCAAUAUUUUGUCUUGUACAGUGUUUAAUAAAGAUUUUGGGACAUAUAUUUUUCUUAUUACCAAAAUUUCUUAUUCAUGUUUUUUUUCUUUGUAUUUAAAUUUUUUAAAUGUUAACACAUAGCACUACUUUAUUGCUUUGAUUUUGUCUUUGGCUAAGUAUGCAUGCUAUAUGGAAACCAAUGCUGUAAAUGUUUGUUAUUGCAGCUAGUAUGACAUUCCUCUGGAGCUUAUUUUAAUGCUACUGUAGUAACCAAAGAUGUCUGACAUUUAUCUUUCAUAAACUUAGUUUUGAUAUUUCUGAAAUAAACUCUACUUUGGUUAUUGAACU
Gavialis gangeticus (Gharial) is the source of this 7212-nucleotide messenger RNA. It is a transcript of the gene ADAMTSL3, whose product is annotated as ADAMTS like 3. Gene Ontology annotation, biological process: extracellular matrix organization. Gene Ontology annotation, molecular function: metalloendopeptidase activity. The coding region runs from base 15 to 5345 and encodes 1776 amino acids. The record is from RefSeq and is a predicted model, not a curated record. Gene Ontology annotation, cellular component: extracellular matrix. Lineage: Eukaryota; Metazoa; Chordata; Crocodylia; Gavialidae. The transcript is spliced from 30 exons.